UACCAUUUCGAUCUUCUUAAAUGAAUGAGUUGUUGACAUUUUUAAAGAUGGAGCCAAAUAUUCAAGAUAUAUGUCAAAAUAAAAUUUAUAUAUUAGUUAGCUGUGUACUCUUUAAAAGAUGUAACUAAUAAUGUUAAUCGCGUCUGAACGUCAUAUUUAAGACUGCACAAAUACUUGCUAUUUGUUGUAAAUACUUAAAAUAUGAACUCAGAGACCUCUUUAUAUAUGAUGACCAACAAUGUUGCUCAAAAUACCGCAAAGUCUUUAAUUGAAUUAAACUGCAUUGGAUGUAAUAACCGUCUUACAGAAUUGAAAAGACAAUCGUUAAGAUACAUGCUAGUAGAAUAUCGUAAAAUAGUCAAUGGCAAAGGAAAACUAUCAUUGGAUAACUUGCUACCUCUAGUAUACAAAAAUUUUCGACUUGAAUAUGAUCUUUUAUCAGGAACAUCAAAUGGAAUAUGCAUUGAUUGUGGUUUACAUGUUGAGUUUUUAAAGAAACAAGCGUUAAAAUUUUUGGGCUCAACAAAUAUUCCAUCUAAUGUAAGUAAAUGCCACAAAGAAGAAAAGCAAGUAUCUUUAACCAAUAAUGUACCAAAUGAAUCAGAAAGUAAAAGUAAAAACACAGAUAAUACAAGCGGUGAUUUAAAGUUGAACUUAUCUCGAUCUACUGCAUCUCCAUCUGCUGCACAUUUUUUUACUGAAGCUGCAAAGAUGUUUAACAUUCCUAAUAAACAAAACAGAAAAGUUUCAAAUAAAAGUUCAGAAUCUAAAGAUGUCACAUUUCUGACAAAUUUUCAAGGUAUAAUCAAAAACAUGCCACCUGAUAAUCCACCAGGUCUAUUUAAGUACAUAGGAAGGAGAGUAGAUGGAAAGGUUAAUGUUAUGCUUCGAAUUCAUUCAGAAGACCUUUGUGAUUCAAUUAUACAAGUAGAUCAAAGAAAAAAACAUAUUUCAAUUAAGCAACCAACUCAGUUGUCUGGUAUACCUCAACAUUUGCAACUUACUAAUGCAUCUCCAAAAUUAUAUGCCUUUGAUGCUAUUUUUGAACAUAAUUUAUCUCAGAGUAAAGUUUCUGCAACUGCUCUUUUGGAUGUUUUACAUGCUGUUAUCAAUGGAGGUGAUGGGUGUUUGAUAUCUUAUGGAGCUGCAAAUGUUGGGAAGACAAAAACAAUGAUUGGCAUAGACACAGAUAAUCUAAAUUUAGGAAUUAUUCCGUGUGCAAUUACAUGGUUGUAUAAUUUAAUUGAAGAUAGCAAACAAAGAGUUGGAUCAAGAAUUUCUGUUAGAAUAUCUGCUGUAGAAGUUGUUGGAAAGUCUGAAGUUUUAAAAGAUUUAUUAGCUGAGCAGUGUUCUGGAUGUGAUAGUACUGAUAGUAGUGGGGGAUCCCCUGGAAUAUAUCUAUGUGAGGAUCCAAUUGGUGGAACAGUACAAUUAGGCAAUGUUAGUGAACCUCAAGCUGUUAAUGCUGAGAAAGCUGCAUUUCUAUUGGAUGCUGCACUCGAAGCACGUACUAAAAAUGCUGUUGAAGGUGGUGGUAAUUUUAGCCAUAUGAUUUUUACUAUUCAUGUUUACCAAUAUCGAGUGGAUAAAGGCCUAAAAUGUGGUCCUGGUGGUUCUGUUCCAUAUUCUGGAGGAAGAUCACGCUUACACAUGAUUGAUCUAAGUUCUAUUAAUUCAAAUUUUGAUACUGAUACACAUGGGGCUGCACCAAGUCAUGCAGGGCUUGGUCAGAUUAUUGUUGCUAUGUUAAAUGGAUUUAAGCAAGUUCCAUACAGAGAUAGUAAAAUUACAAGAUUGUUAAAAGAUUCUAUUGGAAGUCCAACUUGUCGCUCAACAUUGGUUGCUCAUAUAUCAGAUCAUGAAAAAAACUUUACUAAAACUUGUUACACGUUACAGCUGACUUCAAAAAUAAGCAAAUCUAGGCGGAAAAAAAAUUUAAAUUGCUGCACAAGUUCAGACCCAGGUUCAUGUGAGGAAUCAAAUAGUAGAUAUCCCAAUCCAGCUAUGAUUAAGACUUAUGGCAUAGAUGACUCAACCUGUGUUAAUUCAGAUUACAAUACUUCAAGUGCAGGUGAAGAUUCUUGUGAUACUGUCAUUUAUAUGGGAAAUGGUCACAUAAGUGAUAGAGAUUUAUCCGACAAUGAGCACCCCCCAUCUAGGUCGUCAUAUUUAGCAAUGAAGUUAAAGUUACCCUCUAGCUCAGAAGAUGAAAACAUGGAAUCAAAUACAAUGUUAACAAACCAUUCAAAAGUUACCUGUCGGUCAAUUCCAGAACAAACUAAAAAGACAUCAGAUAUGAGAAGUGAAACUGAAACUCUGGGUAAAUUAAAUAUAAAAAUAGGUUGCCAACCGCGAGAGAAUGUUGAAAAAGUGGUUAAUGUUGUUGCACCAUUAAUUGUAAAAAACGAAAAUAAAUUAUCUAAUGAUGAAGCAAUUAAACUUUCAUCAUUUAAAGAAAUACGUAAACAAGAAAAAAGAAUAGCUAAACUUUUAAAGCACACAUUUGAUAAUGAAGUUCCAACUCAAAGAAGCAAUGGUUAUAAAUCUGAUACGGAAAAUAAAGUUGUAGAUCUUAGAUGUAAAAUAGUUGAUGGUUAUAUAUCUGCCCCUGAAAACUAUAAAUACAAGCCUGUUCAAGUAGUAAAAGGUACUGUAAGGCAAAGUAAGGAUAUUUUUGUAUCAUCUAAUUUAGAAAAAAAUAUAUCAUGUAAAAUUGAUAAGCCAUGCGAUUUUGUAUCAUGCAAAAAUUUGAAUGUUAGUAAUGUUCUUAACAAACUUAUUCCUGAAACGAACCUUGAUGAGUUGCUUGAUGAUUUGCAAGAACAACAAAGUUCCAUAAACAAUUUAAAGGAAUUGUCUGUUGAUUCUCCAAUUAAGGCAACUGAAACCUCUUUGCUUACUUCUUGUAGAACUUGUGAAAAUGAAGUUAUUGAAAAAAAAGAAAAACAAUUUAAAAUUUCUCAUAACAAAAACAAUGAUAUAAAAAAUCAAACAUAUAAAAUUGAAAAUUUAGAUCACAUAAUAUCCAUUUCAACUGUUCCUAAUUUUAGUGUAACCAAAAAACCUUUAAGUAGUAUUGCUUCUCCAAAAUUUGAUAGGAAUAGAAUGCUUAAAACUGUAAAUACUUUUUCUAAUGAAAAUAAUAAUCAACAAAAGUUUCCACCAAAACAUUUUUAUGCUAGAUCUUACUCGAAGGAAGACACAAUUAGCUUGUCCUCAAUUAAUGAUAGUGAUGAUAGUGAUGUUGCUUCUUUGUGCUUAAGUCCUGCAUCUAACAGGAAGCAACAUCCUGCAAGACUAAGGUAUCGCUGGUCAACUGUCUUUGAGGAAGAGGAGAUAAAAAAACAAGAUAAACAGUAUAUAAAAAAUAAUAAUCAAGAAGUUAUAGUUACUUUAGAAAGUGAACCUCGAUCUGGUCAGUCACUUUUGCAGAAAAGUAAUGCAGUUGUUACAGAUCAAGCAUCAUCCUUUUUAUUAACUAGUUCAUUUUCUACUCCACUUUCAGAACAACAUAUUUUUAAAACUCCUAAAUCAAGUAAAAAGUUUUCAUUAUUAUCACCAAAAUCUGAUAGAAAAAUAUUAAAAUCAAAAUCAGAAAAUCGUAUGUCUGCUUACAGCGAUUCAAGCAGUGGAAUUGGUUCAUUAAAUAGUCAAUCAUCAUCACUAAAAAGCAGAGAAGAAAUAAAAGUUCUAAAUGAUGAAAAAAAUAUACCACAAGUAUCAUCAAAAUCAAAGUUUUGGCUAUUUAGUCGCUCAUUCAAAAAAACUGCUAAAGUUUCUGGAUAUUCAAGUGAUGGUAAUGUUACAUAUUCAUCUUAUUUUUCUUCACGAAGCAAAAGGUUUUUUGGAUCAAGAUCAAAAGUAAGCCACAAUGAAAGCGGAGAUGGAGGUCAUAGCAGUGGUUAUGAUACAUCCAUAACUGAUGGGGGAACAACUAGUUGUGCAGAAGAUCUAACUGACAAUGAAGGUAAUGGGGCUAAAAAAAAAAAAAGGUUUUUGGGAUUUCGUCGAAGAUCAGUUAACAGUUCAAAUGUUCGAAUUAAGAAGCCACUGUGGCUUCCGAAUAGGCAUUGUCAAUCAGAUGAUGAAGGUAUGCAGAUUAAAGUGUAUGAAAUUGAUGACCCUCAGAAAAUAAAUAAAAGACGCUGGAAGUCACAAGGAGGAGAGCUUGUUAAUCAUUGCAGAAUUAAUGAACUUGAUCAACAUCAAAAGCUUCUUAAAAGUUUAUCUAAAUACGGAUCAAAUUGUGUUUUUGAUUAUUCAUCACAGUAUCCUGGCGAACUUGAGAAUAAAGUAAUUACUUCUAAAUUAAAAACUUUCCAAAAAAAUAUUCAAGUUGUUACAUGCUUCGAUGGAUCUCGUAAAACAACACGUAUUUGAAAAUAUUCAGAUUUUCAAACAUGCUGAUUAUUUAAUUCUUUUUGAUCAGAUUUCCAAUAUUUUUUUAAAGCUGUAUAUUUCAUUUCUUUUAAACCUUGUACAUUGUUGUAA
Hydra vulgaris (swiftwater hydra) is the source of this 4491-nucleotide messenger RNA. Its product is annotated as kinesin-related protein 10. Gene Ontology annotation, molecular function: microtubule binding; ATP binding; microtubule motor activity. The record is from RefSeq and is a predicted model, not a curated record. Gene Ontology annotation, biological process: microtubule-based movement. Lineage: Eukaryota; Metazoa; Cnidaria; Hydrozoa; Anthoathecata; Hydridae.